GUUUGAAUUUUAAACGACAAACCACUCGACAACAGAAACGCGUCGCUCUCUCUCUCAACUCUUAUCCUCUUCCUCUCCAUCUCCAUCGCUCUUCCUCCUCUGAUCACUACUCUAUUCACCAUGCCUACUGCCUUAACAUCUCUCAAAAGAUCACGACCGUCCAUCAAACAACUCUACCUAAUCCAACGGCUCCAUUCCCGCCACCUCUCCACCCCAUCGCAACCCAACACUCCUCUCCCUCUGAUAACUACCUCCACGUCCAACACUGACAAUCACACAAGCAAGACUCUUUCUAGAUUGUUCUCUGGUCUCGCUGCAGGCUCCACUUUUGUCUUACUGUACUGGUCACUCAACGAUUCCAAACCGACGCAGUUUUUCUCCUUCGCUGACUGGUCAACGGAGUCGAAGGUCAAUGAUCGGCGCUUGAUUUCUUUCCUUCCCAAACUAUCCUUACCUGAUUAUAGCUCUAAUUACAUUUUCGGAGACGCGUUUAGGAGAAAAAUUUUCUUUAAUUACGAGAAGAGAAUAAGAUUAAGGAGUCCUCCCGAAAAGGUUUUCGAGUACUUUGCGUCUUUAAGAACUCCAGAUGGCGAGGUGCUUAUGACACCGGAAGAUUUGAUGCGGGCGGUUGUUCCUGUUUUCCCUCCAUCUGAAUCCCAUCUUGUUAGAGAUGGAUACUUGAAAGGGGAAAGGAAUCCCGGCGAGUUAAGAUGCACGUCUUCGGAAUUUUUCAUGCUAUUUGAUGUGAAUAAUGAUGGCCUCAUAUCUUUCAAAGAGUAUAUCUUUUUCGCUACGCUUCUCAGUAUCCCGGAAUCAAGUUUUUCUGUGGCUUUCAGAAUGUUUGACUUUAAUAAUAAUGGGGAAAUAGAUAAGGAGGAGUUUAAGAAAGUGAUGGCAUUGAUGCGAGCUCAGAACAGACAAGGGGCUGUCCACAGAGAUGGGCUUCGACCAGGGUUGAAAGUUCAUGGUUCCGUGGAAAAUGGAGGUUUGGUGGAGCACUUCUUUGGAAAAGAUGGAAAGGCAAGCCUCCGACAUGAUAAAUUUAUUCAGUUCAUGAGAGAUUUGAACAAUGAGAUAUUGAGAUUGGAAUUUGCACACUAUGAUUACAAAUUAAGAGGAACCAUAUCCGCCAAAGAUUUUGCCUUGUCCAUGGUUGCUUCUGCUGACAUGAGUCAUUUAGGCAAGUUGCUUGAUCGGGUUGAUGAAUUAAAUGAUCAGGCCAACCUUGGUGGCUUACGCAUAACAUUAGAGGAGUUUAAAAGUUUUGCAGAGUUGCGUAAAAAGUUGCUGCCAUUUUCUUUGGCCCUUUUUAGUUACGGCAAAGUAAAUGGCCUGUUAAUGAGGGAGGACUUCCAGCGGGCUGCAUCACAUGUUUGUGGAGUUUCACUCAGCGACAAUGUGGUUGAAAUCAUUUUCCACUUGUUUGAUUCAAAUCAUGAUGGAAGUCUAAGUGCAGAUGAGUUCGUGAGAGUUUUACACAGAAGGGAAAGGGACAUUGCACAGCCAGUGGAAUCAGGACUCGCGGGGUUUUUGUCUUGCUGCUUUAACCGUGCAGCUAACAGCCCCAUUGGACGGUUCAUUUCCUAAUCCACAUUUUGGUUUAUGAUCCCCAAGUAGGCAGCAGGAUGAUUUUUUAUGUGUUGAAUGGUUGGCUAGAACUUUUGGAUUGAUUUCACAGUUGAAGAACGUGUUUAGAAUUCUAACAAGCUGGGGCUGUCGAUAUUCAUGUUAACCUGUGCAGAUUAGAAAGGAGUUUUGCUUAAGAUGCAGAGAUUCACUUCUUUA
Messenger RNA from Populus trichocarpa (black cottonwood), 1785 nucleotides. Its product is annotated as calcium uptake protein, mitochondrial. Bases 121 to 1587 code for a protein of 488 amino acids. Lineage: Eukaryota; Viridiplantae; Streptophyta; Magnoliopsida; Malpighiales; Salicaceae. The record is from RefSeq and is a predicted model, not a curated record. The transcript has 7 exons. Gene Ontology annotation, cellular component: uniplex complex. Gene Ontology annotation, biological process: calcium import into the mitochondrion; mitochondrial calcium ion homeostasis. Gene Ontology annotation, molecular function: calcium ion binding.